AUGUCGUCCUCAGCACAGCCUGAGAGCAACCCUGUCCGGCCAUCAGGCGGCUCUGCCCCAGAUGAGGCUAUCAUCCCAGCACUGGCGACAGCAUCCGACGACAAGAUCACCCCCGCGAUCGUGGGCGAUGCUGACGUCUCCACCGUCCAAUCAUCCACGGCGGGUAUGAUUAACCGCCCUGACCCUAUGGACUUUGGCCGCCACCGGCGCGAUAAUGUCAACAAGAAACAAAUGGCCAUAGACCACCCCAAGGGGAACAAGCGAAAGCUCACAAAGUUCUACACGCGCCAGAACGAGCUCAUCGACCAGUUCCUCGGAGCCGAUGACGAGGAACGUCUCAAGGUCGAGGAAGAUGAGAAGAAUCAACCCAAGAUCCAGUUCGCCAUCUGGGCCUCGUUUGUUCUCAACUUUCUCCUCUUCGUCAUCCAGCUGUAUGCAGCCGUCUCAACUGGAUCGCUUGCGCUUUUUGCAACGGCCACCGACGCCUUUGUCGUGUCAGAUGGACUUUGUGUCAUCCCUUGUGAUGCUCGUCACCUCGGCCUUGGCCGUCCGUCCGAGUGUGUACAAAUACCCCGUGGUAUGUGGCGCGAACCUGAAGCGAGGUCAUUCAUGCUCACUCCGCAACAGGGACGAACCAGGAUCGAGACCAUCGGCAUCAUCCUCUUCUGCUGCUUGAUGACAACUGUCGCGGUGCAGCUUUUGAUCGACCACCGCAACGACAUUGCCGUCAACAGCUUCGGUCUCAUCAUGGCUAUCGUGGGCAACAGGUUCGUGUGGUACCUCGACCCGCUCGGCGCCAUCCUCAUCGCGCUCCUCAUUCUCUUCUCCUGGGUCUCAAACGCGUUUGAGCAAGUGUGGCUUCUCGUCGGCAAGUCGGCGCCGAGGGCCUUCCUCUCCAAGCUAGUCUACAUGUCCAUGAACCACGACGAGCGCAUCGUCAAGGUCGACACCGUAAGCGCUCAUCCGAGUAGUAAGGCCAGUGGCCAAAUUCUGACGUACAAGCAGUGCCGUGCCUAUCACGCCGGACAGCGGUAUUACGUGGAGAUUGACGUAGUCAUGGACGAGGACACGCCACUUCGAAUCUCGCACGAUGUGGCGCAAGAAUUGCAGCGCAAGGUCGAAGGUCUAGGCGACGUUGAGCGGGCCUUUGUCCACGUCGACUAUGAGCACGACCACAGCAUCCACACGGAACACAAGCCGUUGUUCGAGAAGAAGAAGAAGAGCAGGACGCUGAGAGAGGUUCUGACAAGGACGAAGAAGGAGACAGAGCAGUCAACGCAAGAUGGUGUUACCACGAAGGGAACCUCGUGA
Molecule: messenger RNA, 1311 nt
Organism: Verticillium dahliae VdLs.17
Lineage: Eukaryota; Fungi; Ascomycota; Sordariomycetes; Glomerellales; Plectosphaerellaceae
Product: cation diffusion facilitator 1
Exons: 6
Coding region: 1-1311 (436 amino acids)
Cellular component (GO): membrane
Molecular function (GO): monoatomic cation transmembrane transporter activity
Source: RefSeq, a predicted model, not a curated record